AUGGAAGUUCUUACACGGAAGCACGACUUGCUCGCAGUCAGCGUGGAGAAGAAGGAGGCCUCUCUUCUGCGGAGCAAUCUCUCCUUCUACAAAAAGACGGGGACAUUCACGGCCUAUGGAACACAGAAUUACGUUGAAAUUACAACGGACAAAACGGUAUUUCUGAGUCUGCGCGAGAAACUGCGGGACAUCCACGUUAUUCUUGAGAAGGAAAAAAGCCUGGUCUUCCUCGUGGGGGAUCGAACCGUCGAAUGCUUUGAGGGGGAAAUCUCUCGGGGCGAACUUGAGCUCUCUUCUCCCAUUCUAUGCGUGCAAGUGCACCGGAAUGCGCUCCUUAUCCUGACAAAAAAUAUUUUAAAAGUCUACAACAAGAAUCUGAAAAAGAUACAGGAUAUUUCUUUGCCCUUAAAAUUCCCGGAAUCUUUCAGCAUUUUGGAGGUUGGGUCUGAGAGUGUUCUUGCUGUUUUAUCGCGGAGUGAGCGGACCUGCGUGCUUUUAAGCGGGGGAAAAGUCGUUAAAACGCUUUCAGUUGCAUCUGGCAGCUACUGCGUGUGUGUUUUCCCAGGGAAUAACGGGCCUUUUUGCGCAAUUACAGUGAAAAAUGCGAUUCGAGUCGUGGGCGUAUUCAGCGAGUUCGACUCCACGGCAGAAAGCGACCACAUCGGGCGAAUUGAAAGCGUCCGGUAUUCAGAGGGGCUUUUGUAUACGGCGUCCCGGGAGGGCGUUAUUUGCACGAUGAAGCCCGGGGACUCCGAGGCCUGUGCGAUCUACGUGGAGUCGCAGGGCAUUUCCAGCGUGGGCCUGGAGUAG
Molecule: messenger RNA, 810 nt
Organism: Nematocida major
Lineage: Eukaryota; Fungi; Microsporidia
Exons: 1
Coding region: 1-810 (269 amino acids)
Molecular function (GO): protein binding
Source: RefSeq, a predicted model, not a curated record